Messenger RNA from Anopheles coustani, 1490 nucleotides. RefSeq lists its product as uncharacterized. The record is from RefSeq and is a predicted model, not a curated record. The coding region runs from base 2 to 1021 and encodes 339 amino acids. Lineage: Eukaryota; Metazoa; Arthropoda; Insecta; Diptera; Culicidae. Gene Ontology annotation, molecular function: acyltransferase activity, transferring groups other than amino-acyl groups. The transcript has 4 exons.
GAUGGAGCUGGCACCAGAGGGGAAAAAUUUUGUGAUUGUGAAGGAACACGAGCUCCCAGCAUUGAUGGAAGAGCUGGAAAAAUAUUUUCCGCAUUCCUUAAAGUUUCAUCAAACUAUUCAAACGUACCUGAAUGAUAGAGUAUGGCAAUUUCAAUUUUAUAGAGCAAAGACUUGGCCUGAAGAUCCUGUUUGUUUGCAUUUUGCUGGCUGUACAUAUACGCCGGAUAACAGGACGAACGAAAGCGUAGGUAUUUUUUGUCCACCGGACAGACUAGAGCGAAUGGAACUGAUUAAAGACGAGGACAUUCUUUUCGAUUGGCAUAGUCCAAUUUACAUGAACUUUACCCAUGUAGGCAUUAUGUACAAGAUGGAAGAGAUAUUUCGUGAAAAGGUUAAGGGAAAAUUGGACGGGCAUAUCUAUGGUGAUAUUUAUGUGCAUGAGUGCCCGGCCGAGUUAGAUUUAGCGUUGGAGCCACUGGCCGCGGACGAAGUGAUAAUGAAACCGCUCUGUAUCGACGACGUGAAGGACAUUCACGAUCUGUAUCCGGCCAGGGAUAUCGAAUGUCUGGAACUGUUCGAGAAACUAGUCCAUCAGCUGCCGGGCUUCGGGGUGUUUACCAACUUGGACAACGAACUGGCCGCCUGGAGCUUGCAAUCCUACUACGGUGGAAUGUUUUCGAUGCAAACGAAACCGAAAUUCCGAAGAAAAGGGUAUGGCAUUCAGGUCGCACAAUCGCUGACGAAGCUGGUCAUUCAACGGGGCUACAUACCUUUCGUUGUCAUACGCCCGGAAAACGAUGCCUCCCGCGGGCUCUACAUGAAGCUGGGCUUCCGGAAGGCGUUUGAAAGCGUGCGUGGUACCUUUCUGCCGUUUGUUGGCGAGGAGCAGCUGCCGGUGAAGUCGGCGAUGGGCGUCGAAAAUGGCACAUCGACGGAGGAGCUACCGCUAGAGAAGCAAAACGCCCUGACCCGAGCCGACACGAAUGGGACGCUUAGUGAAAAGGAACACGUGGAAUGUUAAAUCUCAUUUGAUUCAGCAAACGAAUACAACAAGAAACCCCGAUACCGGUUAAAGGAAAUCAGCCACGGAAAUGAAAAGGAAGUGUGUCUCGACGGAGUCGUUUUUGAGUGAAAAAUUCAACAUGCAGAUCAGCAUUUAUAACAGUAGCGAUCGCAACCCGCCACAGCAGCAGCAGCAGACGCAGCAGUAGCAGCAGCCGCAGCAGCAUCAGCAGCAAUCAUCAGCAUCAGUAGUGUUGGAUGCCGACCGUCGCCAUCGCUGCCCUAACGCUGCACCCGCUAAAGCCUACGCAACCGUCACGACUCUUACAGGCUAAUACAAGUAAAUGGACUCAUGUGCUCACAUGUGGUCUUAUGUAAAGGCAGAAGAUCUUGAACUAUCUACCAACAAUGCGCACUUAAUAUGUUUUAAAUCAAAUAGAUAGAUUUCUUAUAUAAAUUUCUAUUGAAUAAACAAAGUUUGCUUUAUC